AACAGAUAUGUCGACGCAAACGUGGUGCGAUUUGCGAUCUUCUGCCCACGCGGACCACCCACGGCCAUGACGAUCCCACGCAUCCUCUGGAACAUGGGCGCGGGCCUGCUCCGGCGCCGCUUCUCGCCGCCCACGCCCGGCCUCCUGCUUAUCGACCGGCCGUCGAUCUGGAAGACGCGCAUUGGUGCUAUCGACACGGACCUCAACCUGCAUCUCAACAACGCGUCGUACCUGACGCAAAUGGAGUCGGCCACGUGGUUCGCCGUCGGGGCGUCUGGUAUCCUCGUGGAGAUCCUCCGGCAGCGCUGGCUCUUCCUCGUGGUCUCACAGGCCAUUCGGUACCGCCACCCGAUCCCGCCGCUGCGUCCCUUCCAUAUCCACUCGACUAUUGUCUACUGGGACGCUGACUGGCUCUACUUGCAACACCGCUUCGUGUGCCCGGCGACGGGUACUCUCUACGCGCAGUCGAUCGUGCGGGUCAUGAUCCGCCUCGGCAAGGCAACCGUGUCGCCGACGACCAUGUAUCGCACCGUGACCAAAGACGAGGUAGCUUCGUUUGUGGACAACUUGUCUAUUGGGUAUGUUUGUAGUCGCGCGCCUUUACGCCGCCGGCCAUGCCCGACGAAGUGCGCGAUUUUCUGGCGUGGGAGCGCUCGUGCGCGCACGGCAUGCAGCAGUUUGCUGCACCGUCGCGUGCAACGACGACGCCGACGUCUUUCAACUGGCCCUGGACAACCGACUAGGUAGUCUAGUCCUUUACCGUGGUAUUUGCAACCAGUAGGGGUUGUGUCGUCAUGUUGUUCAUAAUCAAUACGGCGUGGGCUGUCGAGGAUCCACUGCUACCUCGUUGCCCUUCCGUGUUAGUGCAAGCCA
Messenger RNA from Saprolegnia diclina VS20, 873 nucleotides. RefSeq lists its product as hypothetical. NCBI's taxonomy places the organism in Eukaryota, Oomycota, Saprolegniomycetes, Saprolegniales, Saprolegniaceae. The transcript is spliced from 2 exons. The record is from RefSeq and is a predicted model, not a curated record. The coding region runs from base 67 to 747 and encodes 226 amino acids.